AUGGCGCACCCCACUCCCAGCCACAACAACAAUCACCACGACUCCGUCUCCAGCUCCCCCUCCAGCUCAACCACCUCCUUCACAUCAUGUCUCGACGACACCGCCACCAUCACUCCCCAAAACCCCACCCAAACCCACAUCACCCACCCCAACAACCCCUACCACCACCCCCACAGCACACCCCAAAGCUACCCCCUCCCCCCAACCCCAACCCCCAAGCGCACGACCCCCACCUCCCCAACCUACGACUACACGCCCCUGUCCGCCUCACGCUCCCCUCUCCCCACGCACCCACCCCACGAGUGCCCGCACGCGCCAGCGCUGCAGACGCGCCUGCUCGCUGCUGCGCGCGGCUUGGGCCUGUCGCUGCCUGUGGGAGCUGAGGGUGGGGUGUGCGUGUGCGUGCUGCUUGAGAGGGUGAGGGGCGUGCGCGGUGUUGUGGGUGCCGUAGGCGCCGUUGGUGCCGCGGGCGUUGCUGGUGUUGCGGGCGUGGUUGUUGCUGGUAAGGUUGGUGCUGCUGGUGUGGUUGGGAAUGUUGGGGUGGCUGGAGGGACUGAAGAGGAAGGGACAGGGCUACACCACCGCGCCAAAGGCUACGGCGCUGCUAUUGUGCGGGAGGGGAAAGCGCUGGCCGCUUCGACGGGGCUGGUGGCUAAGCUGCCGUUGCCGUGGUGGAAGAAGCGGGAGAAGAGGGAUAUGAAGGAGGCGAUGACGACGAAGGAGGAAGAGGAGGAGUGGGAAGAGGGAGAGGAUAGCGAUACCGACGCCGACAUCGUGCCCCGCGUAUCCUCCUCUGCUGCCAGCAGCAGCACUUCCUUCCCAUCCAACCCCAACCCCCCACGCGAACGCAAACACGACCACGAGCGCCUCAACGACUGGGAACUCCUCCCCGACACGCCCUCGCCCGACGACGUCAUGAGCUUUUCGGACGAGGAGACGGAGACGGGACUGCAUCAGCAACAUCAGCAGCGGCAGCAAUUGCGGCGGUAG
Molecule: messenger RNA, 990 nt
Organism: Aplosporella prunicola CBS 121167
Lineage: Eukaryota; Fungi; Ascomycota; Dothideomycetes; Botryosphaeriales; Aplosporellaceae
Exons: 1
Coding region: 1-990 (329 amino acids)
Source: RefSeq, a predicted model, not a curated record